ACAGGGUUUACAGGAGUAUGGCAGUUUAUUUUUUCUGUGCUGUCCAUAGGAAAUAAUCUUUUCAAAUGCUAUAAGGAGAAUACCUUGAGAAGUUCAUAAAUGCCUUAAUAUAUUAUAAAGAUCGGUCAGUUCCAUUGUCUUCUUUUGUCAGUCUUGAUCGGAGCUUGCCGAGUAAGUCUAUAAGCCUGCAUGUGCCUGGCAACUGUUACCUAGUGACAGUUUCAGCUGCAGUAGCCAUUGGCUGUGCUGUUGAUUGGGGCAGGAGGGCCGAGUCACCUUUCUGAUGGUGAGUUUUUCUGCAUCAGCCCAGGAUGAGGAGGAGGAGGAGGAGGGCUUGGGCUCAGGUGGAGGCAUUGAUGCUGAGAGAUUGUGAAGAAUAUACUGACAGCAUCCUUGUAGCUGCAUCACAGUAAAUCGGACUUCUGAAUCAAGCAGCCCAGCCUAGCAGCUGAUAAGAGUGAAUGUAGGUGAGAAGCAUUACCUUAUUCCUAUAACAAGAGAACUAUUUUGUGAUAAGUGAAACUAGGAAUGUACAAGAAGAAAUAUCCUAUGGCUAUUAUAACAGAAGAAGGACUUGCCUGAAUGACUUGGUGGUGCACCAGAAAAUAACUUUCAGAAGAAUGCUUUCUGUUAAGCUGCUGCAUUGUUCCUGGAGGAAAUGUUAUUUCUAAUGCAUGUUAUUUCUUCAAAAGAUAGGAUAACAAUGACAAGAGACUCUCUGAAAUGACUUUACUUUUAAAAAAUACUUUGGCAAAUGUUAACCUGAUAUCAAAAUGACCUUGGAAGCAUUUUGGAUGGAUUCUAUCCUGGCAGCCUUGCAAUAUUUCAAACUCUAGGAUUUAAACUCAUCUUGAUACUUUAGAGCUUACCCCCUUCUCUCCACCUCUUACCGUCCCCCCCCCCCCACCCCCCGCCCGAAAGCUGAGGUGUGUCACUGCUGAACUGAGGCUGAUGAAGAGACUUGAGCACUCUCUGGGACUCUCAGCUGUGACAGAAGCACUGACACUGUCUACUGAAGCAGGUUCUGAAACACUCAUGUGUGGUGUUUAACAGAUGCUGGGCAGGGCACCUGCUUGCUGUAGCCAAGUCUGCAGGUAUCUUUAAAUUUCCAAGCCAUGAAUGAAUCCAGGUGGACUGAAUGGAGGAUCCUGAACAUGAGCAGUGGCAUUGUGAAUGUGUCCGAGCGUCACUCCUGCCCACUUGGAUUUGGCCACUACAGUGUGGUGGAUGUCUGCAUCUUCGAGACAGUGGUUAUUGUGUUGCUGACAUUUCUGAUCAUUGCUGGGAAUCUAACAGUUAUCUUUGUCUUUCAUUGUGCUCCACUGUUACAUCAUUAUACUACCAGCUAUUUCAUUCAGACGAUGGCAUAUGCUGAUCUUUUCGUUGGAGUUAGCUGCUUGGUUCCUACUCUCUCACUUCUCCACUACUCCACAGGUGUCCACGAGUCAUUGACUUGCCAGGUUUUUGGAUAUAUCAUCUCAGUUCUAAAAAGUGUUUCUAUGGCAUGUCUUGCUUGCAUCAGUGUGGAUCGUUAUCUUGCAAUAACCAAGCCUCUUUCCUACAAUCAACUGGUCACCCCUUGUCGCUUGAGAAUUUGCAUUAUUUUGAUCUGGAUCUACUCCUGCCUAAUUUUCUUGCCUUCCUUUUUUGGCUGGGGGAAACCUGGUUACCAUGGUGACAUUUUUGAAUGGUGUGCCACCUCUUGGCUCACCAGUGCCUAUUUUACUGGCUUUAUUGUUUGUUUACUUUAUGCUCCUGCUGCCUUUGUUGUCUGCUUCACUUACUUCCACAUUUUCAAAAUUUGCCGUCAGCACACCAAAGAGAUAAAUGACCGAAGAGCCCGAUUCCCUAGUCAUGAGGUAGAUUCUUCCAGAGAGACUGGACACAGCCCUGACCGUCGCUACGCCAUGGUUUUGUUUAGGAUAACCAGUGUAUUUUAUAUGCUGUGGCUCCCCUAUAUAAUUUACUUUCUUCUGGAAAGCUCCCGGGUCUUGGACAAUCCAACUCUGUCCUUCUUAACAACCUGGCUUGCAAUAAGUAAUAGUUUUUGUAACUGUGUAAUAUACAGCCUCUCCAACAGUGUUUUCCGGCUAGGCCUCCGAAGACUGUCUGAGACAAUGUGCACAUCCUGUAUGUGUGUGAAGGAUCAGGAAGCACAAGAACCCAAACCUAGGAAACGGGCUAAUUCUUGCUCCAUUUGAAGAGAGCUACAUAGUAAAUCAAAUGUAAUCUGACAGUGGUUUUGGAUCAUAUUCUAGAUUCAUCUGGAAAUUUGCCAUCAGAGAAAUAUUUACUUGAAUAGUUGACUAUAAAAUGAAGUAUGAGACUAAAAGUUUCUCUUUUUUUUUUCUUUUUCAUGGAAGAAACUAAAGGGAAGGAUGUAUAGAGGGUUAUCUCAUGAAAUAAUUAUAGCAUGUGAGUAUUAGUGUGCAGUAACAGGAAAAAUUAAGCACUGAGAUAAAAAAGAAUAUCUCAAAUCUUCUGCAGGACAUGAGCAAGCCCCUCGGCUCGGCGUUUCUGUCUUUCUGUCUGACUGUACCCUGCCUCUGUCUUUCUCAUUUUGUCCAUGUUUCUCUCACUCUUUGUGGAAGUUAUUACUUACAUAAACUGCCCUUUGUAGAAAAGUGCUACAUAUUAUAUAUGUGGCAAAGUAUAAUCUUUUGCAUCAAAGUGUACCUUUAAUCACACUAAUCUAUAAUCCAUAGGUGAUCUCUUCAUGGAGGAUGCACAGUAAGCAUUGCAUUUUAUUAUUUGCCAAACAACCCCUUUGCUUGCGUUUUUAUAAUCUUCUCUGCAGCACAAUUUUUCUGCUACAAACAAAUAGAAACAGUAUUUUUGUUUCUUCUGGGUAAAAUGACAUUUGCUUUUCCCCGGUUUCUUAACAGUCUCCUGCUUUUUUUAUCUCUUUUUCUUGAUCUGCAUCCAUUGGUACCUUACUUUAGAAGUGUCUUAGCUAUUGAAAGAAUCUACUGUAUAGAGCAUCCAUAAUGUUAAAUAAUGUAUUUCUUCCAGCAAAGCAAUCUGGUAGCUUAUUAAAUAUUUUUAAUGGCUUUUGGAAACAUUUUUAUCUGGUUCCUUUUAAAUUAGUUCAUGUGCUUAAAAGUGAUGUCUUUUUUUGCUAUAGUAAAGCUUUGUUUUUCUUUAAGAAAACCCACUAGUAAUUGUAAUGCAGAUGCAGGGUACUCACCCAGCAGUGAGGUAUUACUCAUAAGGGUUCUUAGAAUGCCCUUUUUAAAAAUAAAUAAAUAAAAUAAAACAUGAAUCUUUUUUGUGUUAGGUCUGCAAUAGUUUACUGUUGUGUCCACCAGUUAGUCAUUUGUGUGAUAUGCGUUUGCACAUACUAUAUUUUCAACAGCAAAGAAAAUAUAAAUUAUGUUAUCUGUGCCUGAUGUUUUCUUAGCAAAAUAUAUAGAUCAAUGUUGUUUAAGUUGUCAACAUUGGAAAAAGUAUAUACAAAAACUUAUUUUAAGAGAAAAAUACUUUUGUGUAAUUGUUAUUUAGAUAUUUAUAUUAGACAAAGCUGCAUUUUUAGUGCUGCUGAGAAUAUAAUAUACUUAAUUAUCAAAUACAGAUAAGAGCUGACAGUAUUUUCUUUUGUAAUGAUCUGUUUUCAAAUGCAGAGAUCAACUUAUUUUUUUGCGCACUACAUGGGAUUGUGUGAUAAAUUGUCAGGGGUUUAGAUGUAGCAAAGUAGCAUUUGGGGAAUUAGUGAAGCAGGUAUGAGCAGUAAAACAUCUAAAUAUUACUUUUUUACCAUAAGUUUCUUGCCUGAAAGAUAUUUUAAAAUUUAUAUCAAACUACUGAGUAUUUUUCUUCUCAGCAUUUUUGAUUUCUUUGUUUUAUGAAAUGCAUUUAAUAAAAUGUGCCUAUGACUCUUCAAAUUAGAAGCCAACCAUGUUUGCACCCUGGUGGUUUGGCUUCAAAGGUCUUUUAGUAGAAAUGUUGUCAUUUUAUUGAGGUUGUUCUGAACCCCUGUAUAUUUUUAAACAUGUAAGAAAGAUUUAAAAUAAAGAAUAAAAUAAUAUUCUAUAUAUCAAAAUGAGACUUCGCCUCAGUUUAAUAAAAUGCUUAGGACAAGAGUUUACUUUUUUGGGAAUCAAAAUCUAAUUGUUUUAUACUUCUGUAGCUUGGGUUUAUAUUUAUUCUUGUCCCCUGUUUGCCAGUGGCAUCUUGGUUUAAAUGUGCCUUUUAAAUUCAGACCAGUUCAAGAAAAACAAAGUUCAAGGAAAUGUACUGCUAACAUUUCAGAUAUCACAUAUAAGACUUCAAAAUUAUACAUAUUAUUUGGGAAUCGUAUUUUUAUUUCUUUGAGGUAUAAAUAUAGUUAGAAAGGACCCAGUGGAUUCUGUGUACAGAAAGCCUGAGGCCAUGCUUACUGCAUUUUCCCCUUCUGGGUUUUCCCCAUAGUAAUUAAUAACAGUUAUAUGCCAGGCUCACUGUUCAGUUUUACAUGUGUUAUACCUUUAAUCCUCACUACAACCUUUUGAGAUAAUAGUUAUUAUUUCCACUCCAGAGAUAAGGAAACGAAAGAAAAAUGAUUAUUCGUCAGUUAACUAGUCAAUGGCAGAGGUUCCCGCCCAUCCAGUAGGCCUGGGCCAAAGCCUGUCUGCUUCACCAGUAGGCUGCACUGCUUUCUUUUCAAAAGCCUUUAAAUUUUUAUACCUCUUUCUGUACCUUUUCCUUACAGUA
Molecule: messenger RNA, 4689 nt
Organism: Nomascus leucogenys (northern white-cheeked gibbon)
Lineage: Eukaryota; Metazoa; Chordata; Mammalia; Primates; Hylobatidae
Gene: GPR52
Product: G protein-coupled receptor 52
Exons: 2
Coding region: 1116-2201 (361 amino acids)
Biological process (GO): G protein-coupled receptor signaling pathway
Cellular component (GO): membrane
Molecular function (GO): G protein-coupled receptor activity
Source: RefSeq, a predicted model, not a curated record